CAAAAGCUGAAGUUUGCGUUGCGUGUCUUUUGUUUUCGUAUAAAUGACUGUCUCUCGCCUCUGUAAGCAUCAGUUCAUCGUUUAGUUUGCAUUAAAGACUCAUCAUAACAGUAUUUUCAGUAAAGCCACAUUCGAGGAAAAUACAAAAUGAGGAUAUCUGUUUGUAUGCUCGCCAUUUUAAUUGGAUCAAGCUCGGCGGGUUUUCUCGGUGGUAGUUCCGGUGGUGGAGGUGCUUAUGGUGGUGGACCCGGUGGACACGGCGUUCAUGGUGGUCACGGUGGMUAUGGUGGUUCAGGGGRUAGCGGAGAGAUAAAAAUUAUUCAAAUCAUUCAUGAAGAAGCCGCUGGAUACGGUGGAAGCUACGGGAGUCACGGCGGUCAAGGGGGCCAUGGGCAUCACGGUGGUUUUGCUGGCCACGGGAUAGGUGGAGAAGAGGUCAAAACCAUAAAAGUUAUCCAUGAACAGGGGRGAGCAGUUGGAGGACAUCAUGGUGGUAACGGUGGUCAUGGUCAUGGACAUGGUGGGGGCCAUGGUGGCAGCUUUGGAACCAUCAAAGUUAUACACCAACAAGCUGGUGGYAAUGGAUUCUCAAAUGGUUAUGCUGKCAAUGGAGGCUACAGCAAUGGCAAUAGCGGACAKGGUUCCCAUACUGGUGGUCAUGAUGCUGGACUGGAUGAGGGGGCACCAGGUGGUGGUGUGGUAAAAACAAUUAAAGUUAUUCAUGAACAGGGACAUUCAGRUGGCCAUGGAGUUGGCGGAGCUAUUGGCGGGGGUCACGAUGAAGUGAAGACCAUUAAAGUCAUUCAUGAGCAAAGUGGAGCAGUGAGCGGUGGUUCCGAUGGGGGUUAUAAUUAUGGAAGUGCAGCUGGAGGUGCUGUUGGUGGCGGCGAGAUCAAAACUAUCAAAGUCAUUCAUGAGCRAGCCGGGGGUGUAGGUGGUGGUGCUUUUGGUGGAAGCGCAAACGGUGGUGCUGAAGUGAAAACCAUCAAAGUAAUUCAUGAGCAAGCCGGUAUCGGAGGUCAUUCCAGUGGUGCACACGUAGGCGGAGGCAGCUUUGGGGGUGAUCAUGCUGGAUCUAAUGUCGGUGGAAACGAUUCAUUUGAAACGAUAAAGUCACUCAAAUUAAUUGGUGAAUUAGAUGGURGUUAUGGCGGUUCAGGGGGAAAUGCGAAUGGUGGAGGCCAUUUCAGCAGUGGAGCAUCCGCARGUGGCAAUAACGGCGGUGCCUCCGGCGCUGGAUACCUACCCCCAGUUAAUGAAUACGUGCCUCCAUCAAAUCAGUAUGGACCUCCACCAAGUCAGUAUGGGUCUCCAUCCAACCAAUAUGGGYCCCCUUCCAACGAGUACGUGCCGCCAUCGAACGGAUACGUACCUCCCUCAAAUCAGUACCUGCCACCAAGAUUGUAGCAGUUCUAUUAAUGUCUUAGGUUUAACUAUUUACUUACUAAGUUAUCUAGUUUAUAAGCGUUGUACUAAGCGUUGCAUAUGCCAAUUGUUUGUAUAUAUUUCUUUUCCUAUCGGAAAGUAAAUUAAAGAGUUAAUAUGUAUAAACACAAA
Bactrocera latifrons is the source of this 1557-nucleotide messenger RNA. Its product is annotated as glycine-rich cell wall structural protein. The record is from RefSeq and is a predicted model, not a curated record. Lineage: Eukaryota; Metazoa; Arthropoda; Insecta; Diptera; Tephritidae. The transcript has 2 exons. Bases 148 to 1407 code for a protein of 419 amino acids.